UUCCAAUCCCCUCCAUAUCAUGUGAUUCAGGGUGUUCCAAUCCCCUCCCAAUCAUGUGAUUCAGGUGUUCCAAUCCCCUCCAUGGACACAGGUGUAUACAAUCAAGCCCCUGGGCAUGCAGACGGCUUCUACAAACAUUGGUGAAAGAAUGGGUCGCUCUCAGGAGCUCAGUGACUCCAAGCGUGGUCCCGUGAUAGGUGGCCACCUGGGCAAUAAGUCCAUCUGUGACAUUUCCUGGCUACUAAAUAUUCCACGCUCAACUGUUAGUGGGAUUAUAACAAAGUGGAAGCAACUGGGAACAACAGCCACUCAGCCA
Staurois parvus is the source of this 316-nucleotide messenger RNA. Lineage: Eukaryota; Metazoa; Chordata; Amphibia; Anura; Ranidae. The record is from the annotation of a GenBank genome assembly.